AGCUGGUGUACCCAAGUGACUUCCAGCUCACUGACAAGGAGGCUGCCUCGGAGACACUCAGUUCAGUUUUCGAAUGCGCCAGUGUGGAGGGCGAAGGAGUCCCUGGCAUGCCGAUGACAGGAACUACAACAGCAGGGCCCCUGUGGCGCUGCAGAGGGAGUCAGCACACUACCUUGGCUACGUGUACUUCAGGCAGGUGAAGGACAGCUCUGUGAAGAGGGGCUACUUCCAGAAGUCUUUGGUGUUGGUGUCCCGCUUGCCCUUUGUCCGGCUAUUCCAGUCACUGCUAAACCUGGUUGCUCCUGAGUACUUUGAGAAGCUAGCUCCCUGCCUGGAAGCAGUUUGUAAUGAGAUUGACCAAUGGCCAGCCCCUGUUCCUGGGCAGACCCUGAAUCUACCUGUCAUGGGAGUUGUCAUCCAGGUGCGCAUCCCUUCUAAGGUGGACGGUCCAGAAUCCAGUCCUCCAAAGCAGUGUGACCAAGAGAACCUCCUGCCAGCCCCCACGGUCCUUGCCAGUGUGCAUGAACUGGACCUGUUCAGGUGCUUCCGGCCUGUGCUGGCCCACGUGCAGAUGCUGUGGGAGCUCAUGCUUCUUGGGGAGCCCCUAGUGGUUCUGGCACCCUCACCUGACAUGUCUUCAGAGCUGGUGCUGGCCCUAACAAGCUGCCUGCAACCCCUCAAGUUCUGCUGUGACUUCCGCCCUUACUUCACCGUCCAUGACAGCGAGUUUAAGGAGCUCACAACACGCACACAGGCCCCACCAAACGUGGUCCUGGGAGUCACAAACCCUUUCUUUAUCAAAACACUCCAGCACUGGCCCCAUGUCCUCCGCAUCGGGGAGCCCAAGAUGUCAGGGGACCUGCCUAAGCAAAUCAAGUUGAAAAAGCCCUCAAGACUCAAGACCCUGGACACCAAGCCAGGUCUUUACACCUCGUUCACGGCCCACCUCCACCGGGACAAGGCACUGCUCAAACGGUUGCUCAAGGGGGUUCAUAAGAAACGUCCUUGGGAUGCACAGAGCGCCCUGCUGAGGCAGCGCCUCCUGGAGCUCACUCAGAGCUUCAUCAUUCCCCUGGAGCACUACAUGACCAGUCUCAUGCCACUGCAGAAGAACAUCACACCCUGGAAGACUCCUCCCCAGAUCCGUCCCUUCCGCCAGGAUGAAUUCCUGCGUAGUCUGGAGCAUGCUGGACCCCAGCUCACCUGCAUCCUCAAGGGCGACUGGCUAGGCCUGUACAGACGGUUUUUUAAGUCACCCCAUUUUGAUGGCUGGUACCGGCAGCGGCACAAAGAGAUGGCUCAGAAGCUGGAAGCCUUGCAUCUGGAAGCAAUUUGUGAGGCGAACAUCGAGUCCUGGAUGAAGGACAAGUCGGAGGUGGAGGUCGUGGACCUGGUCUUGAAACUUAGGGAGAAGCUGGUGCGGGCACAGUGCCACCAGCUCCCUGUGAAGGAGGUAACACUGCAGCGGGCACAGCUGUACAUCAAGACUGUCAUCUGCUCCCUGCCCAAGGACCUGCAGGCUGUACUAUGCCCUCCCUAGGAUUCAAUCCCAAGGACAUGGGCUGGCCAGGCCUCCCUGUCCCCUGUGGGGUGGGCUUCUGCCAUGUGUGAGCUCCGAGCCUCGGCUCCCUAACCAGGCUGUGGUCUCCUCCCAGCACCACCUGUGUCCCCGCAGUAAACAUGACAUUUGGAACCGCAGCCUGUUCCCCGUUGGGAGAUUCUGUCCUGGCAGAGCUUGGCCCCUCUUGGGCCUUACCAUUCCCUCCACUGCCAUUGCCCUGGGGUAGAGGUGGGCUGUGAGCCUUCAGUGAUGCGG
Molecule: messenger RNA, 1816 nt
Organism: Dipodomys ordii (Ord's kangaroo rat)
Lineage: Eukaryota; Metazoa; Chordata; Mammalia; Rodentia; Heteromyidae
Gene: Dennd6b
Product: DENN/MADD domain containing 6B
Exons: 18
Coding region: 74-1540 (488 amino acids)
Cellular component (GO): recycling endosome
Molecular function (GO): guanyl-nucleotide exchange factor activity
Source: RefSeq, a predicted model, not a curated record